Messenger RNA from Microthlaspi erraticum, 522 nucleotides. The record is from the annotation of a GenBank genome assembly. Lineage: Eukaryota; Viridiplantae; Streptophyta; Magnoliopsida; Brassicales; Brassicaceae.
AUGGCGAAUCAAGGAGCAAAGAAGCGAAAAGAUGAAAACACACGACACAUGGCCAAGCUCCGUCGAAUCAUCAUCGCUUGCAAUGUUUUCUACAUCAUAGUGAGGAUGCUGAUUUUCCAUUCGAGCUUUACCUGGACACAUUGGAUCGGUCUUGUGGUGACGUCGUUAGGCUACGGGCUUCCUUACAAAUGGCUCAAUCAAAUGGCAAAGCCUAGUGUUACUGAUGAUGGUGAACUUAUCGAUGGUGGCUUCGACAUGAGCACCGGUGGAAUCUGUGGAUAUUUGCACGAUGUAUUGUACAUCACCUGCUUUGUGCAGAUAGCAUCUAUCAUCUCUGGGAAGUUUUGGUACGCGUAUCUAGUGAUUCCUGCAUUUGGAGCGUACAAAGGUUCUAGUCUUAUUAGAGGAUUUAUGUCACAAGGUUCAGAGGGAGGUGUAGAGGAUGAGAAGACUCGCAAAAAGAGGGAGAAGAUGGAGAAGAAAGCUUCUAGAGGUCAAGUCGUCAGGACAAGAACACGAUAA